This is a messenger RNA of Perca fluviatilis (European perch), 2256 nucleotides long. RefSeq names its product ankyrin repeat and protein kinase domain-containing protein 1-like. Gene Ontology annotation, molecular function: JUN kinase kinase kinase activity; ATP binding; protein binding. The record is from RefSeq and is a predicted model, not a curated record. The transcript is spliced from 14 exons. Lineage: Eukaryota; Metazoa; Chordata; Actinopteri; Perciformes; Percidae. Bases 344 to 1939 code for a protein of 531 amino acids. Gene Ontology annotation, biological process: protein phosphorylation.
GCUUCCCUUUCCUCCCUUCAACAGUUAGAGAAGUUUUCUCCUCACUACACCAUCUUGUGAUGCUGAGGAGCAGAGGUGCGGACAGAAAGAAACAGAAGAAUCCAGUUAAUCUGAAAUUUUCUUCUGCAGACUUGGACUGAAGCUAUAAGGGUGUGCUGUUUUCCUCGGAUCAGACGCACACAGACACACGGACUGAAGAGAAGAGAAGAGAAGAGAAGAGAAGAGAAGAGAAGAGAAGAGAAGAGAAGAGAAGAGAAGAGCAGCUUCAUCUCUGCCAGUGUUUCCUCGACACACAAAGGUUUAAAGAGUCUUUAGGUCGACCUGAAGAGUUCAGCAGUGAACUAUGGAACAGUUUGUUGAAGACUCCAGCCUGGGGGACUGGGAGGAGAUUGGCUCUGGGGGUUUUGGAGAAAUCUACAAAGCCAGGCAUCAUCAGUGGGGCUAUGAUGUGGCCAUUAAACUGCUUCUUCAGGGUGAGGGGAACGAGAAGUCUUUGCUGCGUGAGAUCAAGAUGAUGAGUCAAGUCACCAGCCCGCAUGUUAUGGCCGUCCAAGGGAUCUUCAAGGGUCGAACGCCCUCCUCUGGCAGGUCAACACAGCUUGGUCUGAUCAUGGAGGUCAUGGAGAGAGGAUCAUUGGCCUCCCUACAGGCAGCAUUGAUGGGAACUCCACCCUGGCCGCUGGUCUUCAGACUGGCUCACCAAGUGGCUCUGGGUAUGAACUUUCUCCACAGUCUGCCCCGUCCCGUGCUCCACCAGGACCUGAAGCCCCAAAACGUGCUGCUGGAUGACGCUCUCAAUGCCAAGCUUACAGAUUUUGGCCUUGCACGGAUUUCCUGCAGCGUCACACAGGUUCCCAAGGAUGAUGAAUCACUAGGAGGGACGAUUAUCUACAUGCCACCAGAGGCUUUAAAAAGCACAUCGUACAAACCUACUAGAUCCUUUGAUAUCUACAGUUAUGGGAUACUACUUUGGUCCAUUGUCACAGGGAAACAACCAUAUGAAAAUGCACAGCCCUACAUAGUGACGAUUCGCGUCCCGCUGGGAGAUCGCCCACCGCUGGAUGAUAUCAAGGGUGAUGCUGCUGGGUUGACAGAGUUGACAGGACUGAUGAAGAGAUGCUGGGAUCAUGAACCUGAACGAAGGCCCAAAGCCCUUGAUUGUACAACUGAGACAGAACAACUGUUCAAGAUGCACAAACAUGAACUCACUGACGCUGUCUAUGAAGUGCUGAAGAAACUGGACCGAAAGGAAGAAGAAGCCAUGGCAGCAGGAAGGCAGGUUCAGAGGAAUCAAAUCGCUGAGGCUCCAGUGGAGGGGAUCCAUCAGGCCCUGAGAGGAUUGAAUCUGCUUGCUGGUCCACAACAGACAGUGGAUCCUCUAAGGGUGCAGAGGCGUGAUCUGAUGAAAUAUUCCGUUAAACUCAGACUGGACACAAACACAGCACACAGAGAACUCAAACUGUCUGAUAACAACAGGAUGGUGACACAUGUAGAGGAGCAGCAGCCAUAUCCUAAUCAUCCAGAGAGGUUUGACUACUACAAUCAGCUGCUGUGUAGAGAUGGUCUGACUGGUCGCUGUUACUGGGAGGUGGAGACAGUAGGAGGAGUGAUUUAUAUUGCAGUGAGUUACAAAGGAAUCAGCAGAGGAGACAGGUACUGUGUGUUUGGACAUAACGAUCAGUCCUGGUGUUUGAACAGCUUUGGUGGUUGUUACUCUGUCUGUCACAAUAGCAGUGAAACAGAGCUCCAUCUCUUCUCCACCAAUGAGCCUGACAGAGUAGGAGUGUAUGUGGACUGGCCUGCUGGCUUUGUGUCCUUCUUUAGAGUCUCCGCUGACUCACUGACCCCCCUCUACACCUUCUACACCACAUUCACUCAACCUCUUUACCCUGGGUUUGGGCUCAUGUAUGGUUCCUCGGUGUCUCUGUGUUCUCUGUAGGAGGAAACAACUUCCUGUCCUGUGGUUUAAAUGUUGGUGGAGGACGAGGCUUCACUUUGGUUCACAUUUUUCUCACUGAUUGUGUCUUUAAUGUCAGAAAUGUUCUUCUUUAGUAGUGUUGAAAACUAGUUAACUGUAUAAACUGUGUUGACUUUGAUUUUCACUUUAAUCAUGUUUUAUUGGAGCAGCUUCAGCUGUUAGUGAUUUAUUUCCAUAAAGGUUUAAAUAUAAAAAGGACUUGAUGAUUUCAACAUGUUUUAACAAAUGUAAAUCUAUUUCAGUUUGAAAAUCAAAGAAUAAAGAUGUUUCCUUCACAA